CAUCGCCUUUCCAUGGCCGGAGAGGAGCCGCCAUUCUUUCCUCCACCGACUGAUGCUACAGUAUCAGAUGCUGAUAUGGAGAGGAAGAUCCUUUUUGAUUCAACGGCGAAGGUUUCCAGCAUCUUCAUGGAUUUCAUGAUCAAGGUUGCAAAGUUUGAGGAGCUAGUUGAUGUGGCAAAGCAGUUUCUUAUGAGAUUGCAUCAAGAGAUAGAAUACUUCAGAAGGCCGAAACUUGAUGGUACAUCAAAGAUUGUCGAUGAGAUAAUUAGAUCGAACUUCACUGAGAAAAUGAAGGCAUAUGUGGAAGCUGGGUGCAAUCACUCCUUUCAAAAUAUUCAAAAUAUCAGUCAGAUUCAAUCUUGCGAAGAAGGCCUCCGAGACCAUUUAAAGAAAGCGAAAACUCUGCUCGAUGAAGUCGAAUGCCUCGCCAAGGAUGCAUAUGGUAUUACACAAGCAACGAAUCAAAGCACCUCUAAAUUUUUUGAGAACGAUGAUUGCAACAGCUUGAUAGAUGAUGUUCUUCCUACUGAGCAGGAUGAAACUCGGCCUUUACAUCUUCAAGACAAUUUAAUUUUAUAUGUUACUACAAUGAUGGUUAUCUACGGCAUGUUGAAGCUUGACUAUGCCAUGCAGGAGAAAAUCGUUCAAUCUCUGAAUCUUAAGACAUCAUCAUCGGAGCUUGAGAGCUAUUGUCUUAUGUGGGAUUUGCGCCCCUAUAUAAACGACAGCGUUAUGCAUCGAGCUUGGAAGUACGUUCCGUGAUGUGCCGCACUGGAUUAAGAAGCUUUUGGUGUUAAGAAGAAGCCCAUCGGCUGUGGCUUCUAGAAUUGCUUCGCUACUCUGGAAAGCACUUCUGUGACAUCCGGUCGUUGAGAAGGUUUGGAGCCUUAAAAGUUGAAAUGAGUAACACUGCCACAAUAUCGGAGGCUCCUAUUUGAAACUUUUGUUGGUAGAUGAAAAAAGCUGGUCGUGUCAUGCUUCUCUGAAGAGCUCUACUUCGAACAACAUUUCUGUAAUGUACAAGAAAGAGUAAAAUGGAAUUUCUCAAAAGAUGGUAUAUAUGUUUGGCUGCGCUCAUUGGCUGUAAAGAUGUUGCAAUUUUUUCGCAAGUUGUUUUGAGUUAAUAUUCAGGGGAAAAGAUUUCGAGUUUUUUA
Messenger RNA from Ananas comosus (pineapple), 1154 nucleotides. RefSeq lists its product as uncharacterized. Bases 13 to 762 code for a protein of 249 amino acids. The record is from RefSeq and is a predicted model, not a curated record. NCBI's taxonomy places the organism in Eukaryota, Viridiplantae, Streptophyta, Magnoliopsida, Poales, Bromeliaceae. The transcript has 8 exons.